This is a messenger RNA of Trichosurus vulpecula (common brushtail), 1500 nucleotides long. RefSeq names its product guided entry of tail-anchored proteins factor 3, ATPase (gene GET3). Gene Ontology annotation, molecular function: ATP binding; ATP hydrolysis activity. Gene Ontology annotation, cellular component: GET complex. Lineage: Eukaryota; Metazoa; Chordata; Mammalia; Diprotodontia; Phalangeridae. The transcript has 7 exons. The coding region runs from base 27 to 1073 and encodes 348 amino acids. The record is from RefSeq and is a predicted model, not a curated record. Gene Ontology annotation, biological process: post-translational protein targeting to endoplasmic reticulum membrane.
GUCGGGUCACGUGAGCCGGUUCCAAGAUGGCGGCUGGGGUGGCCGGGUGGGGGCUGGAGUCAGAGGAGUUCGAGGAUGCGCCCGAUGUGGAGCCCUUGGAGCCUACACUCAGCAACAUUAUCGAGCAGCGCAGCCUCAAGUGGAUCUUCGUCGGGGGCAAGGGCGGCGUGGGCAAGACCACUUGCAGCUGCAGCCUAGCAGUACAGCUGUCCAAAGGGAGAGAAAGCGUCCUCAUCAUCUCCACGGACCCAGCCCACAACAUCUCUGAUGCCUUUGACCAGAAGUUCUCCAAAGUCCCCACCAAAGUGAAGGGCUAUGACAACCUCUUUGCUAUGGAGAUUGACCCCAGCCUGGGCGUGGCAGAGCUUCCUGAUGAGUUCUUUGAGGAGGACAAUAUGUUGAGCAUGGGCAAGAAAAUGAUGCAGGAGGCCAUGAGCGCCUUCCCUGGCAUUGACGAGGCCAUGAGCUAUGCUGAGGUCAUGAGGCUGGUGAAAGGGAUGAACUUCUCAGUCGUUGUGUUUGACACGGCCCCCACUGGUCACACGCUUCGGUUGCUCAAUUUCCCGACCAUUGUUGAACGGGGCCUGGGCCGCCUCAUGCAGAUCAAGAACCAAAUCAGCCCCUUCAUCUCACAGAUGUGCAACAUGCUGGGCCUGGGUGACAUGAAUGCUGACCAGCUGGCCUCCAAGCUUGAGGAAACCCUGCCUGUCAUCCGGUCAGUCAGUGAGCAGUUCAAGGAUCCGGAACAGACAACCUUCAUUUGUGUCUGCAUUGCUGAGUUCCUGUCCCUGUAUGAGACUGAAAGGCUAAUCCAGGAGCUGGCCAAGUGCAAAAUAGACACCCACAACAUAAUCGUCAACCAGCUGGUGUUCCCCGAGCCUGAGAAGCCCUGCAAGAUGUGCGAGGCCCGGCACAAGAUACAGUCCAAAUACCUCGACCAGAUGGAGGACCUCUACGAAGACUUCCACAUUGUGAAGCUGCCGCUGCUGCCCCAUGAAGUUCGAGGGGCUGACAAGGUCAACACCUUCUCCAGCCUCCUGUUGGAGCCCUACAAACCACCCAGCGCUCAAUAGCCCAGAAAGACCGCUUGCCCACCCUUGGCCCUGGCUCCUCCUGCCAUGCAUUUCCCUGGAACUCUCCUCUGCCCCUAGGGCAGUUUGCACAGAUGUUCCUGAUGCCCCAUAGGGAAAGUUGCUGGUUUGGGGGAGGAAAGGAGGGUGGGGGCAAGGAAAGGAAGGUAUUUAUUUCUUUCUCCCAAGGGGCAGGGAGCUGAGCUGAGUAGGGCCAGGUGGGGGGGUGGGAGUGGGAGAAAUACAAAUUCAGUAAGGCUGUGCCCUGCAGCCUGCCUCUGUGUCAGGGGUUCCAGGCUGCUAUCUGUCCCCUCAUGACCCUGCUACCUGGCACCCAGUCACUGACUCUGGGUGACCAUGUUCCCUCCUUGCCCCCCCUCCAGUCCAAUAACUUCUCUCCCUCAUCCCCAAUAAAUAUGAUCUCUAAUAA